Uncinocarpus reesii 1704 is the source of this 1419-nucleotide messenger RNA. RefSeq lists its product as uncharacterized. Gene Ontology annotation, biological process: mannan biosynthetic process. The transcript is spliced from 2 exons. The record is from RefSeq and is a predicted model, not a curated record. Gene Ontology annotation, cellular component: Golgi apparatus. Bases 1 to 1419 code for a protein of 472 amino acids. NCBI's taxonomy places the organism in Eukaryota, Fungi, Ascomycota, Eurotiomycetes, Onygenales, Onygenaceae. Gene Ontology annotation, molecular function: alpha-1,2-mannosyltransferase activity.
AUGGCCCAAGUCGCUCGAUCCCGGCGGCGGAACCUCGUCCUCCUCGUCGCCGGCGUGCUCCUGUUCCUCAUCUUCCACCGUACCUAUGCCCCAGGGAGCCUGCGUCAGACCGGCGGACCGUCGACCGCUGACCAUGGGAGAUUCUGGGUGAAGUUCCAUGACAUCCUCAAGGUCACGGCCCCUGACUGCAACUCCCCCAAAAGACUGGAGGACCACCCGACAGCCAUUGGGUUCAAACCUGAUGAGGCGGACAGCGUGACGUUGCCCGAGCAUAUCGUGGUCGAAGAGGAGGAUAAGGAAAAGCUGAAGAAAGCGCACUCUCACUUUAUGAGCUUGCUAUCCGCCCCGAACGCCCCGAGACUCGCGUACAAGCCACGGACGAGAGGUAUAGUGUCAACCGCGGGCGGCUCAUUUCUGCCCGUCGUUGUGACGUCGCUGCAUAUGCUACGACAAACCGGGUCCGACUUGCCCGUUGAGAUCUUUAUCGCGGAUCCCAGUGAACACGAUGAGUACAUUUGCAACUCGCUCUUCCCCAGCCUCAAUGCACGAUGCAUUACCCUGUCCGAAAUCUUAGACCAUUCACCCUUGGCGGCAGGCCUCAAGAAAUAUCAGUUUAAAAUCUUUUCGCUCCUAUUUUCUUCAUUCGAGGAGGUUAUGUUCCUCGAUGCCGACGCAUUCCCAAUGCACGAUCCCGGCCGUCUCUUUGCCGCUGAGCCGUUUAGCUCCCAUGGCUUGGUAACUUGGCCGGAUUUCUGGCAGGUGACCUAUCACAAAUCCUUCUUCGAAAAUCACGUCGCAGCCCACUCCCCAAAGGUUUCUCGCACGCCUCUACCGAGUCUGAAAUCGCACGCAAAAAUGCUCCUUCUCUCCGCUUACUACAAUUUCUACGGCCCGUCGCACUACUACCCUUUGCUAUCCCAAGGGCACCCCGGCGAGGGCGACAAGGAGACAUUCUUGGCUCCUGCACGGAUUUUAAAUCUGCCGUUUUACGCUGUUUCCACGGGUCCUGGCGUGUUUGGUUACAAGAAGCCCGACGGUGGCUGGGAAGGCGGCGUUAUCAUGCAAGCUGAUCCCAUAUGGGACUCGAAGCUCCAAAAGGACCAGAGCUUCGGGUGGGGAGGCAAGCCUAACGCGCCUCCUAACUCCUUCAUAACUUGUCACGCCAACUUGCCCAAACUGGAGCCGGUUCGGGUGUUUGGCGAUAAAGGACUUGCAUGGACGGAGGACAACAAACCAAAGCGCAUGUGGGGUCCUGCCGAGGAAAUGAUCGGUCGAGUGGGACAUGAUAUUGAAAAGGACCUCUGGAAAGCAUUAGCCUCUACCGCAUGCGUUCUAGAAGGGAAGUACAAACCGUGGGAUGGGAAGCCGAAGCUGUGUGAGAAGAUAAUGAACUUUAUUAGCGACAUGAACGGGAAAUGA